Molecule: messenger RNA, 2186 nt
Organism: Boleophthalmus pectinirostris (great blue-spotted mudskipper)
Lineage: Eukaryota; Metazoa; Chordata; Actinopteri; Gobiiformes; Gobiidae
Gene: lmcd1
Product: LIM and cysteine-rich domains 1
Exons: 8
Coding region: 85-1107 (340 amino acids)
Molecular function (GO): zinc ion binding
Source: RefSeq, a predicted model, not a curated record
CCAGGUGCUGCUGCAGAUUGGACUGACCCGGGCCACAAAACACAGAGAGGGAAAGAAUUAACAUUGAAACGAGAAGAUCUGAUCAUGAGCUCAUCAAAACAAAAGGCGCUGGCAGCAGGGGCCUGUCUGCUCUGUGAGGGGAGCUGCUCCGGGUUCCAGCCACAUUCCUGGAGGAAGGCUUGCACUUCCUGUGGCUGCAGCUCCUCUGAUCACAUGACCAGUGAAGCAGAGGAGGACCAGCGAAUGGGACGGCUGCUUUCGGACACGCCCUGUGGUCACAUGACUCAGAAGGUGAAAGGGGGCGGCGGCUUGAGACUCUACAAACGAAACCGUCUGAUCGUCACCAACCCCCAUGUGUCCCGCAAAGACCCCAGCUUCAGCACCACGGCCUACCAAUGGGCCCCCAGCACCACACACAAACUGGCAAUGCAGUUUAUGGAGCUCCUCCCACAAAAAUGUCGCCCCAUAUGUGGCACACAGGGGGCGCUAGAGAGAAGCAGACAGUUACAGAUACAGCUUCCUGUUUAUGACCAGGACCCAAUGAAGUGCUGCAGCCUCUCCACUGAAGACCAGAUCUGUUCCAUGCUUCUGUUUGUGAAGAACUAUAAACAGGAAGUGCUGGGAGUGGGAGAAGUGGCUUUACCUGGAGAAGGAGGGGCUCUGAGGGAGGCAGCCAAUCAGAGAGCAGCGAAAGAGCAAGAAGCAACCAAUCAGAGCCCAGCAAAAGAACCCGAGCACAUUACGUCCACAUCCACUAAUGGGACAGAAGAAUAUCUCUGUUCUGGUUGCCUGGGCACGGUGAAUAAGGAUUCCCCUGUGGUUUUCGCUCAGAGGGAGGGAUAUGAUGCGCUGUGGCACCCCUCCUGCUUCGUCUGCUCCGUGUGUGGCCUGCUAUUGGUCGAUCUGGUUUACUUCUGGACCAAUCAGAAGCUGUUCUGUGGACGUCACUACUGCGAGAGUCAAAGACCGCGCUGCCAGGGCUGUGAUGAGCUGAUCUUCAGUGAUUCGUACCACUCAGGGAGUGGUGGUCGGGCCUGGCACAAAGAGCACUUCUGCUGCUGGAGAUGUGGACAGAGCCUGGACCAGAGCUGCCCUCACUCUACUUAGAUUGUAUAUCUCCAACAUAAUAUUCACUUCAGCACUAAACAAGGACUGAACAGGACAAAAACAGGACUAAACUAAGUCUAAAGAAGCACUAUACUCGGACUGUUAUUACAGGUUUUGUCAUAGAGAAAAUAUUAAUUGAGGUGUUUGAUUUGCACUUGCAAAGGUCAGACCUGUUUUUUGUUGUUGUUGUUGUUGUUUUUUUACUAAUUCAAACAUGACUAACAGAGAGAUAGAGAGGUAUUAACACUACAUGGAGUUUACUGGUGGUGGUGGUGAAUUAUGUUUUCAUUCGUCAGAAAGGCCACCUCUAAGGAUUGUUCCUAUCUCAUGAUAGUAUAGACUACAACUAAAACAGGGAAGUUGUUCUGGGGCUUAUUGUUCAUUAAGCUUAAAAGUCCUAUAAUAUUUCAAUCGAUGUAUAUGCCAAAUACAAUACUGGGUAUGUUUGGCUCUACUGCCCUGGUCUAAUUAAGAACUAGAAAAUCCUCCCAAAAUAUAUAUUGCCAUAACAGUAGAUUUGACUCUACAUGCAUUUUGCAUUUACAUUUUUUUUCUUUACUUAAAGUAAAGAAAGAUGAGACUAAAAUGCCCAAAGAACCAUGCUGUAUCUACAGUGUUCCACAUGUUGUAGAAACAGGGUAAAUGGAAAUGGAGGCAAAACCCCAUAAACAUCAGCACUUACAUGUAUUAUUUAAAGUUUUUGUAUAUUUCAACCAAUACUGAAAAUUGACCUGUGUUAAAACCCUAAGCCAGCUGGAUACAAAGUUAUUCCAUGACGUGUGUGGUACUGUGGUUUAGUGGUUAAUCUUUCUUAAAUGUGUUACUGGAAGUAGAGGUAUGUUUCUAUUUAAAUCUGGAUUUUAACUGGUAUAACUAACACUAUGAUUUUUUUGCAGUGCCCAAUACUGUGAAAAUGUUGUGGAAAUGUUGUUACUUUUUGGUUUUCAUUAAGAGGAGCAGUGAGAUAAUGACUCGUGAACUGGCCCAAGAUCAAAUCUGGAGCACAGUGUUUUGAAAGGGAUUCGUCUAUCUUUAUGAACUGAACUAAUUUCAGUUAAUAAAAACUGGAUCAGAAUUAA